Molecule: messenger RNA, 1221 nt
Organism: Stereum hirsutum FP-91666 SS1
Lineage: Eukaryota; Fungi; Basidiomycota; Agaricomycetes; Russulales; Stereaceae
Exons: 4
Coding region: 67-984 (305 amino acids)
Biological process (GO): regulation of transcription by RNA polymerase II
Cellular component (GO): nucleus
Molecular function (GO): DNA-binding transcription factor activity, RNA polymerase II-specific
Source: RefSeq, a predicted model, not a curated record
GGCGAACCUCCAGCUUGACCUGCGUCCGUACCUCCUUCGAAAACAUUAGCUUCAUCCCCGCCAACCAUGCCCACAGGCUUCGAACUCUUUCAACAGGCUGAGAUGGAGUACCAACUUCGUGGCAACGCACACGCUGCCAUGGAUUUGUAUGUCUCUUCCAUCAAACAAAUCGUUCAGCGCGAAAACCCCGUUACUCGUUUCCCCACGUCCAUGCUGACCCAGAUGGCAGCCCAAGCCAACGAUUUCCCCGAACAGAUUCUCGGUACGGUUUGGCGUAACUUCGUUGGGUUCUUCAGGGACCCCAACAUGGGAUUCACGAAGGAGAAUAAGCCCGAGGCAUGGAAGUUGUUGGAGGCGUUUAGGCCAGGGAAGGUCGAGGUGGACGGAGUUGCGGGCAUCACCGGAAGGUUCGAGAGGUUUGGAAGGACAGAUGAAGGAAAGGCGCUUCUCAAGGGGAUGCAGGUCACAGCUGGGCUCACUCUGGGGCUCCUGGCUUGGGAUAGAAAGGAUCGCGCGACGGCGGCGAAGAGGUACAAGGAAGCACUCGAUCUUGCGGCCACAUAUGCCCCUUUCAACGAUAAGGCCUGCGCCCGUACACCGUUGGACCGUUACGUCUCGAGCGACGUGCAGGACACGAAGGAUAACUUGGCGAUUCUGGUGAAGAAUGACGAGGUGAAUGCCGAGCUUGUGAAAGAGUUGGCCGGUGCGUUUGGAGUGGCGGAAGUGUUAGGGAUGGAUGGGGUGGGUGGUGCACCUGGGAGAAAGACGAGCUAUCCAGUGCCGAACGUGAGGUUGGAAAAGGAUGGUUCUAUGGUCCAGGAGGAUGUCUUCACCUUUGCGACUGAUGCGUGCAACUCGUGCGGUAAACGGGGCGUCAAACUCGAACGAUGCAGCAGGUGCAGGAAGGCUUGGUAUUGCAGUAAAGAAUGCCAGACCAAGGAUUGGAAAAUUGGACACAAGGCGAACUGCAACAGGGCCACCUGAACAUUUGUUCUGCUGUUGUAGCAGCUGUGUCUGCCAGUCUGUCGCGACGACCCGAUGGUCGUGCUUGAUUGGUUGAACAAAAGGAGGGUCUUACGCUUUUGUAUUCACAAAUCGCUAUCAAGCGGACGUUGAAUGAGCUUUGCGCUCUCACCUGUUAUGUCUUGCUCUCUUUUGCUAUCUUUUUCCUGGUUGUAUGAACGGCACCUUGUCCCUACCAUCGAUGCAAUUGACUCUCAC